ACGCGCCACACCCGGAAGCAGGAAGUUCUCGCCGCACCUGUCGCGAAGAUUCAUUUCUCGAAAAUUCCACUCAAGCUUUUCUCUAGUUUAUUCAACCUGCGGUUCUUUCAUGUCGUUACUUGAGGCUUCCACGGAGGAGGGAGCGGCGUCGUUCGCGGCGGUGGCAUUGGUGACCGAGGCGCCGCCGCCGCCGACCCCCCCAAAGAAGCCGCCCGGCGCGAAAGUUGAGGAACCGGCGACUAUCCGCGUAGUGAGCCAUUGCCACUUCGGAGACCCAUCCGGAGAGCCACCGCUGUCUCUGAAUCAAUUUAAAUGCAAGAAGUUCUUCGUCCUCAGGCCUGGCACGCUGCACCAAGCCGUCAAAGAGGUUAAAGUUCUGGUGGACCCACAAGUUGACGGCAACAUUCUCGGCGUCUGGCUUAUGGCAGAGGUGGAUCACUGGAACAACGAAAAGGAGCGCCUGACCGUCAUCACCGACAACUUCCUGCUGAUCUGCAAGUACGACUUUAUCAUGUUCCAGUGCGAGCAGGUCCAGAAGAUCCCGCUCAACAUGAUUGAUCGCAUCUGCUACGGGAGCUUCACUUUCCCGCCCAAUUCCGUACUUCACCGCGAAGGCGAAGGCUUGCGGGUCUUCUGGGACCGCUUAAGAGAGCCGACCCUCUUGUCCUGGUGGAACCCCUUCGCCACCGAUCUGCCAUACAUGACCUUCACGUCUCAUCCCGUGAGAAUGUUCGACGAUGCUUUCGCCACCAUUUGCCACAUGGAGAACUUCCGUGAGCAGCUCAAAGAAGCGGCACAGAAGGCCCACAAAGCCAAGCCGGUACCCGGGAAGGCCAAUGGUGUCCUGCUGCUGAACCAGGACAUCUCCAUCAAGGCCUACUUUGGCUUCAUGUCCUUCCUGGGCAACACCAACAAAAUGGGCUACUGCAUAGCGCGGGGAAACCUCGGCUUUUAAAGCUAGCUUCCUUUGAACCCCGGAAGAGCUGGAAGAAAUAGCGGCCGGGGAAAAGGAAGUUUGCUGAAGCUGAUGCCUCCACGACCCAAGCCCGACUAAACGGUAGAUAAUGGAUGGAUGAAUGUUUGGAGUCUUGUCAUUUGCAUUCCAGUUAAAAAGGGGCCUCAUAGAAAAUUAUUGGGCAGAUUAUAACAAACUUUAUAGUCUUAUUUAUAUUACGGUUACAUUUGAUUGUGUUGUGACGGUAAAGCGGGUAUUUUGUUACAGCAAAGCAGGUAUUGGUUUUUAUUGACUAUUUGUAUUUAUAGCAUCAACAAAUCACUUGUAAAAAAAAUAAAUAAAAAACCCCCAAUAAAGAUUUCUGUUUUUUAUGCAAUUU
Syngnathus acus (greater pipefish) is the source of this 1334-nucleotide messenger RNA. RefSeq names its product tumor protein p63 regulated 1 (gene tprg1). Lineage: Eukaryota; Metazoa; Chordata; Actinopteri; Syngnathiformes; Syngnathidae. Gene Ontology annotation, cellular component: cytoplasm. The transcript is spliced from 8 exons. Bases 110 to 955 code for a protein of 281 amino acids. The record is from RefSeq and is a predicted model, not a curated record.